This is a messenger RNA of Patiria miniata (bat star), 4100 nucleotides long. Its product is annotated as SKI family transcriptional corepressor 1 homolog-B-like. The coding region runs from base 288 to 2555 and encodes 755 amino acids. Gene Ontology annotation, molecular function: RNA polymerase II cis-regulatory region sequence-specific DNA binding; SMAD binding; DNA-binding transcription factor activity, RNA polymerase II-specific. Gene Ontology annotation, cellular component: nucleus; transcription regulator complex. The record is from RefSeq and is a predicted model, not a curated record. The transcript is spliced from 5 exons. Gene Ontology annotation, biological process: negative regulation of BMP signaling pathway; negative regulation of transcription by RNA polymerase II. NCBI's taxonomy places the organism in Eukaryota, Metazoa, Echinodermata, Asteroidea, Valvatida, Asterinidae.
GUACAGCGUUCACUCCAAGGCAAUAUCGGCACAAACUACAUGACGCGUCGUAGCUCGUCUACCAGAUGGCGCCAAUCAUCGUCCACUUACCCGUGAUGACAUACAUAAUCAUAUACUUGUGCUACAAGUGAAAUCAUAAAAGAAAGGAAUAACAGUGAAAUUUACAUAAAGCAAACCGCACCAUCCAUUGGUUGGGCGACUCACCUGCUUGAGACCACACCCACGUGUUGAAUUAUUCACAGCUUUAUUACCAGCGUGGCAACCCAGCUUUCCUGUUUGAGAUUGUUAUGGUAAUUCGCGCGCUGUCAUUAUCAGAGCGAGCGGUAUUUAAAGUGUAUUACUUUUACGAGGAGGCACAUUUCUGGUUGUGUUCUCUCUUCCGGCUGAGGACUAGAGUGAAGCAGGAGAGAGAAAGAGGUUUUCAUUUGUCAAGUCGCUGCUGCAAAUUGCUCAUUUCGCUUGGGUUUAGUAUGGAGCAUCAAGACCUGAAACGUCAGGCAUCUAACCCGACACCGAGUCCCACGACUCGUGCCCACGUCUGUGAAACCCCGUGCAAGCCCCCGGACCCCGACUGCAUCGGCGGUACCAGCAACCAGUGCUACACCGUCAACCUCUUCGGUAUGCCCAUAGCCGCCCUGAUCAUCGACGGUCAGGAGCGACUCUGUCUGGCCCAGAUCUCUAACACUCUCCUCAAAAAGUUCAGUUACAACGAGAUCCACAACCGGCGCGUGGCUUUGGGCAUCACCUGCGUGCAGUGCACCCCGGUCCAACUAGAGAUCCUCCGGCGCGCCAACGCCAUGCCCGUCUCAUCUCGCCGCUGCGGCAUGAUCAACAAGCGGGAGGCCGAGCGACUCUGCAAAUCCUUUCUGACCGAGAACAGACCGCCUAAGCUACCGGACAACUUUUCCUUUGACGUGUACCACGAGUGCACCUGGGGAUGCCGCGGGGCCUUCGUCCCGUCCCGGUACAACAGUUCCAGGGCCAAGUGUAUCAGGUGCGCCUACUGCAACCUGUUCUCGUCCCCAAACAAGUUUAUCUUUCACGCGCAUCGCACCCCGACCUCCAAGUUCCACCCACCAGACGGGCCCAACUUCAACUCCUGGAGAAGGCACAUCAAGCUGGUCGAUCCCAACCCAUCAGAGGAUCUCCUGCACGCUUGGGAGGAUGUCAAGGCCAUGUUUAACGGAGGCAGCCGUAAGAGGUCCGUCUGCGAGACAUCCAACAAGCUCGCCCCGUCAUCGUUCGGUAGACCCGUGGUGGAUCCCAUCUCGCUCAGUAGUGAAGCUCAACGGUUACUCCCCAGUCCGCCCACGAGGAGCCGCUACGACAAGGAUCCUCAUCAAGAUCUCGAACCAACUCCACCUGGAGCGGUAAACAUACCUUACCCACUCAUGCCCAUCCCCAGUCGUACCCUGUCUACAUCGAUGGCUGAUACUUUGCCAGAGGACACCCCAAUGAACUCCUCCCCUCCCUACUCAGUCGGUGCCAUUUUCCCCGGACAGUUGUCCCCGCCGGCGUUUAGACAGCAUCCGUUUAUGGAGCUUGUGUGGAGCGGUGGCAGGACGGGGUACCCUCUACCUGCGGCAGCCAUUUGGCCCAAGACUAUCGGAAUGCCGUUUGCUGGUAACCCUGGCUACUAUCAACCCCUCAUGGAACCAGAUAAUGAAAUUCACACAAUGAUAGAUGUUGCUCCAGCAAGCAACCAUAGCCCGGCGAAGAGACCUCACCAUCAGUGGGAUGACUUUGACCCAAUGAAAUUCCGCAACCUUAAACCGAAGAAUCUUACCAUGAGACACCACUUUCACCAUCAUCAUCUCCCAGAUUUAAGAUCCAGGAAUGCGUACUACACGUCCGCCUUCCGUCCCGUUCUGACCGGGAAAGGUUACCUUGACCCAGAACGGUCGUUUCCCAGCGCCGAACGAUUCAUGUUUCCCCCGAAAUCCCCUCUCGACGACUGUUGCCUGACCAUCCGAGAUCCCCAGACCAGCCCCCAACAACCCCCUAACCACCAGGUGAAAAUCAAAGCAGAUCACUACCCCGUCACCAAAUCACCGAUGAGUCUCAGUCCUCAGACUUCGGAGCUCAUCAUUGAUGAUCCCAUCGAUAAGACCGACUCCUACGCCGAAGCGACCGUGAAACGGACACCGGGCACGACGAGUGGCACGGAGCUAGACGCAGGUGGGAGUCCACCAGGCGGUGCCGCCGAGAGCCAUCGUGACCUCGGGAAAGCGCACGCAAAAGCAGCCAUCUCGAUGGAAGAGGCGGAGAGCCCACAUAGCUCGCCAUCGGACGCAUCGGUGUGCGAUCGCCUGCCAGGCAACCGCGUACAACAUCCCUGCCGCCAUCUUGCCAGGGAAUCCACAACGCCCUCACCGGCCACUGAAGAUGAAGAUCAUGCUCCACACGAACCUGCCAAAGAGCAACAAGUAAGCAAGGAGAUGGAACUACGGCGAAAGGCAUACCUGGCCAUUCAUCAGAAAUACCUAGAUAGCCAAGCCACUCUGAACCAUUUUCCCCGUCGCCUUUUGUCUUCGCACGACGUUGGCCUGGACUAGAAGUCAGCACCAGCCGCGACGAUGUGUAUAAACUUUUAUUGAAUGAGUUAAACAGUUCGGUAAUAUAAAAGUUGAAAAAAAUCAAUGUAUGUGAUGCCGAAAAGCUACAUGCAAAUAUGUGGAUAUCAGUGCAUGCGAAAAUAGAGGCAGAUGUGACACUUAUUUUGAAUGCUGAACUGUAAAAAUAUAAUUAUGAUUCUGUCUCCGUAGAGUUAUUAAGACAUUUUAAUUAUUACAUUACUUUUUAUUUCUAACCUGGACAAACUGUUGCACUAAUUUCCAAGAAGAAAAUAUGACAAAGAUUUGAUACUCUGGGGACAGAAACCCCUAAAUGCGAAGCACAGUGUAGAAAAUAAACGGCGGUUGACUUUUUAAAAUAUAUUUCUUUAAACAACCGUGACACGGUGACACGCUGCUUUGUUCUUCACUUCUAUGGCACUGGCCAGUUAUAUCUCUAGCCUGAUUUUUCAACUUGCGUUGUAGUUAUGAGACAAAUAUCCCAAGUAUAAUGUUGCAAUAAAUAUAUUUCCGCUUUCGCUGUUAAAUUGUGCACCUUGACACUUGACCACAUCAUUUGGUUGGAAAAAAUAUUAUUGCACAUUAAUUUUUGCCGUUUUGAUCACCCACAAAAUAACUCACCACUCUUCUGUUAAAAAGAAAGUAUAGUGAAAUUUCCUUUUUUGAAAUAUUCAAAAUGAACUUUACUGAAAGUUACAUUUAAUUCACAUUAUUGUGCCGUUGUUUUACAAGAUUACACGUGAUUUAUGUAUAACAAUGUAAUGGUUAUGAUAACCUACCUUUUCAGACUUUUGAAAAAUUCUAUAUUCAGUCCAAAUGUGCCACUUCAUGUACCUUCGAAUGAUUAACUUAUAAUUGUCUUUGGUCAUUGUUUAUCACUGUUAAUGUGUAAAUAUUUUCCUUAUUUAUUGAAUCUUGUAUUUAUGGAAAAUGUUCACCAGAGGGGUGAGUUCAAUAGGGGACGUUGAACAAUAGAGGACAAUAGGGUCCCCAAUUCCCGAGAGGUCCCCUAUUUGGAUUCGUGUACAAAACAUAUGGGAGGUCUUCCUAAAAAGAGUACAAACAAAAGAGGGACAAUAGGGGGUCCCCGAUUGCAGGCAAAUACACACUUGUAUGGGUGGGUUGGAGGUUGGAGGUUGGGUGGGUUUUGAUGCUUGCUGGUACAUUGAAUUUCCUGCGCUCCAUGUGACGUGAAAUGGCCAUGCAAUUUGAUGCAAUGAUUUAAUGAGCCUCUUUUUUUUUAAUUUAGUGGACAGUGACUUGAACAGCGCCCUCUAUUUGUGUCCGCCAUAUCUCAAAAAUGGUUAAUGAAGAAGCAGUUUCUAUAUAAAAACAAUAAGAUAAAAUCAAGACAAACAUAUCUCUAAUCACGUUCUAACAGCCGCAGUAUAGUUGCAGUCACUGUUCAAAUACACCCACUGCAACGGAUGAUUGCCACGCCCACUGAUUAGCAUUCCGGACAGAAUGUAGUAUCCAGACGCCACAGUGGAUGUGUACAAAGCCUAUGGAGAGUCAAGACAAUUUUCU